Molecule: messenger RNA, 2068 nt
Organism: Daphnia pulicaria
Lineage: Eukaryota; Metazoa; Arthropoda; Branchiopoda; Diplostraca; Daphniidae
Product: protein cueball-like
Exons: 5
Coding region: 803-1969 (388 amino acids)
Source: RefSeq, a predicted model, not a curated record
UAAUCCAGUAUUCUUCAUAUUCUAAGUAUAUUUUUUCGUUUUUUUAUCAUCAUCUUAUUUUGUACAAAACCUUGUUGUACUACUUUCUCUAAACGUAACCUAUUAACUAUCACAUGACGAAAUUUUUGUAUCUUUUUAUAGAAUAAUUUGUCGACUAUUUUUGUUUUGUUUAAUUAUUUGAAUUUCUAACACAGUUGGGGAUUAUUCCCUUUCGCGAAGUCGCGCCAAGUUUGAACUAGUUCACGGAAAUUAUUGUCUCAUUUGAUACAGUUGUCAAUCAGCCCUGUUGAACACGAAAUGAUUCAAAUUCUUGAAAGGUUACUGACUACCUAGCUAUCAGCGGUUGUUUGAGCAUCAAGCGCAUUAUUUCGUGAUACCGGAAUACUGUGUAUAUUAUGCAGUUAAAGGUAUGUAGCGCUUUGAGCGACUUGAAAGAAACCGCCCAAGAGAAAUAUACCCAGAACAAAACAAAAGUAAUAUGUAAGUCAAAUCAAAGUUGCGGCUGAUUUCACUAGUAGCCGGCUCUUUGAUUAUGGAGGCCACGGCAUGAAUUUACAUAUAAUUGGUCGUGACUACCGCGGGUGUUCAAACCGGAGGCAAGAAGGGGGGUGCACGGAACGGGUCCACUUCAAAUUGUUUGUUUUUUUGUCUUCACUUCAUCUAGAGCAGUCGCAAGAGUGAGCGGUGAGAAAUCCAACAGAGGUAAUAAACUAUUCCAUCGAAUGAAGAGCGAGUUAAAACAUCCUAGUGCUGCUGGUUAAAAACUUUUGCAAUUGGAAAUUUUAUUUCUCACAUUGCAAAAAUGCAAUUGGAAGUUUAUUAUUUUAUUGUGUUAGCUUUUACGGUGGUGACCGUACGCAGUAUCACACAAAAUGAUCUCAUAAUUUCCGAUGGUGAUCAACUCCAAUUUCUCAUCAACGGAAGGGAAUCCCGAACACUGACGUUGGAUUCCUACAAUGCGUCAAAGUUGUCCGCUCUCGCUUACGAUCCUGCAACAAAGAAAUUAUUUUUCUCCGACCUGCGCCAUAUUCAUGGGCACAUCUUUAGCGUCAAUCUUGACGAAGAGUCCCCUCAUCUUGUUAAAGAUAUUGUUGAAAAAAAUUCUAACGAAACGGUCGAGAGUUUGACGUACGAUCCUGUGGACAAAAUGUUGUUUUGGGUCGACGGAUUCAACCGAUCCAUCCGUCGAAUCCGGAUUGACCAUGACAAUGAUCCCUCGGACGAAAAGGCUGGCGUUGAGAUAGUUCAUUUUCUGAACGACGAAGAUAAACCACAGGGAAUAGUCUCCGAUCCUUGCACAAGAAUGUUGUACUGGACAAACAUUUACAAUUCGCGCCCCGUUGUUGAGCGUUCAUUUCUCAAUGGAAGCCAACGCGAAAUCCUGAUUGAAACCGACUUGUUACGGCCGAUUUUGUUAGCGCUCGACGUGAUGGAGCAGAGACUGUACUGGGCCGAGAGUCUCCGCAAUGGAUACUUCCAUAUUAUGCGAAGCUUCGUGAACGGAUCGGAAAGGGAGACAAUUUAUCGCGGACUCGGUCAAAUAGUCAUCAGUCUCACGGUGGGCGAUGACUUCGUGUACUGGAGUGAUUACAAUCACAAGAAGAUUUGGUGUCUGCGGAAGGACGGGUCAUCGAGGAGUCCCUUAUCUCUUGGAACUUUUCGCAAUCCUGCGUUGGGUCUGGUGGUGAUUCACCAUCAACCUGUCAACUGCACUAUGCUGUCGGAGGAUGGUCAAGCCGAAAAAUCUUUCGCUGAAAAAUCAGAAAUAAUUACAAUUGCUGUUUGUUUGACCGGCACUUGUCUCAUUUUAAUGGGGAUUGUGGCCGCCCUUAUCUUUCGAGUGUGGAAGUCAAUGGGUUGUCAGCGAUUGGCAUUCGUUUCCAACAAGAACGAGGAUGAUACUUUCCCAUUUCAUUAUUUCGACGACUAUAGUAAUUCUUAUGCAAUGGUUGAGAAGGCAACGCCGUAGUGCAUUGAAAUUUCAUCCCAAGUCAAAUUGUUUUUUUCUCAUUGGCUACUAAAAUUAAAUUAUCUAUGACAUUGUUUUCAAAUAAAGUUUUAAGAUUAG